AUGCCGAACUUGGAAUCCAACAUUUUCGAUAAAUUGCUGUCUAAUGAAAUACUUUCAAUGAAGCAACAGAUAUACGAACGGAACGCUACAUUUCCGACAACAAUGCAAAUCAGCACACAAAGAAAGGUUCCUACGCCGCUUCUUGAACUACAACAAAGAUGGCCGAUAGAACAAUUACAAUCUAACAAUGAAAAGAAGGUAGACUUUGUAAAAUACAUGGAGAACCUAAAUAGGGCUACCGAAAUUGAUGAAAUCCUGGAGGAUGAUAAUGCGGACAUCUGUAAAAGGAAUUGUAAUUCAUCAAAUGACAAAGUUCUAAAGUUACGGAGCUUGACGCACAAAUUACAUAAAAUUAAUCUGCCUUCCAAAGCUCUACGUGUCACCAAAAAGUGUACUUGUGAGGAUGGUGUUUCUAAAACACGCGAUUCGAAGUCAAAAAAGCAUCGCGAUCAUUUCCUGAACCAAAAGGAAAAUGAAAACGACAAUUCUCAGUUAGGUUCUAGCACCCAAGUAUGUUCAAGGACAGUUCCCACGAGUACUAUAACACCAUAUCCUUUUUACAUAACGUAUUCCCCAUAUUUUAUAGGAACGAUGGUUGAUUAUACAAACUUUUACUACCAUCCAGACGUUAUCGGUGAUCUAAAGAGACCAAGACCCCAUAACGAGAGAAAACACAAAAAACCAAUACUGGAUGAAGACGAAUCGGAUGACGAAGAGAGCCAAGAAAUAUAUUAUGAAUAUUCCCAACCGUAUCUAGAUGAAAGUACAAGGAAAACUGCAAAACACAAAGAAAAGACAAAAUCCGACCGCAACGGCUUUACUAUUUAUUACACAUCGAAUGAACAGAAUUCGGAAAUCCAAGAAAAUAUACAAGUUGUUAAUAAAAAUAAAUUCGUGGACGAAAUUGUAGAUGACUUAAAAAUGCUUUACAAUGAAGCCGUGAUUAAAGACUGUUAUUGUUCUUCUUGUGCAUAUCAAUUAGGAUUACAAAUAAUUGCAAUGGUGUACUUACUACAAAUUGUAAUGUAG
Leptosia nina is the source of this 1029-nucleotide messenger RNA. The record is from the annotation of a GenBank genome assembly. NCBI's taxonomy places the organism in Eukaryota, Metazoa, Arthropoda, Insecta, Lepidoptera, Pieridae.